GGGCCGGAAUGGAACGUAGCUAAGAGUGUGUGUGUGUGUGUGUGUGUGUGUGUGUUUUGACUCAGGCAGCUUCAAAGACAGGCCCAGGGAGGAAGGCCCGCCUCCAGCAGCCACAAGCCGGGAAGCAACGUGGGUUGGGAGGAAAGGAAACAGCUCCAGCAUGAAAGUAGUGGCUUUAAUCAGUGGUGGGAAAGACAGCUGUUACAAUAUGAUGCAGUGUGUUGCUGCUGGGCAUCAGAUUGUUGCCUUGGCCAAUUUAAGACCUGCUGAAAAUAAAGAGAAUACGGAUGAGCUGGACAGUUAUAUGUAUCAAACUGUAGGGCACCAUGCUAUAGACAUGUAUGCUGAAGCACUGGGUUUGCCUCUUUAUCGAUACACUAUUAAGGGAACCAGUAUGGACACUGGGAGAAUAUAUACCAAGUGCGAAGGAGAUGAAGUGGAAGACCUUUAUCAGCUUCUGAAACUGGUUAAGGAUAAAGAAAACGUGGAUGCUGUUUCAGUAGGAGCCAUUCUGUCAGACUAUCAGCGAGUCCGUGUGGAAGAUGUGUGCAAGAGGCUUUCAUUGCAGCCUUUAGCUUACCUUUGGCGCCAGGAUCAAGAAACUUUGCUCAGGGAAAUGAUAUCAUCAAACAUUGAAGCUAUAAUCAUAAAAGUAGCAGCUUUUGGUUUAGAUCCAGAUAAACAUCUAGGAAAAACACUCAAUGAAAUGGAACCUUAUCUUUUGGAACUUUCGAAGAAAUAUGGUGUCCAUAUCUGUGGAGAAGGUGGAGAAUAUGAAACGUUCACAUUGGACUGCCCUCUGUUUAAGAAGAAAAUAGUUGUGGAUUUAUCAGAAGUGGUUGUGCAUUCAGCAGAUGCAUUUGCACCAGUGGCUUACCUCCGUCUAUUAAAAUUGCAUUCAGAAGAUAAGGUGCAGUUUUUUUGCAAAGUCCCUGCUGGGAGUUGUUCCUGUGAGAUAAAGCAGGUUGAAGAUAUUGCCUGGCCUUCAUUGGAUGAACAAAAUGAAAGUCUUUGCGUCAGCUGGCACUCUUCUGGGGCUCCUCCUGUGGAGAAGGCGGGUAAGACAUUUGAAUGCUCUGGGAAAUCUCUAAAAGGUUACCAGUGGAUAACAGGCAUCACUGCUCUCCUCCAGCCAUCUGAAGAAAGGAAUGUACAGGAAUCAACUAAAGUGAUUUUUUCAUCACUCCAAGAUGCUGCUCCUUCCUCUCCAGCUGGGAAAACUUUGCAAGGCAUCACCGGAGUCUUCCCAAAAGCUUCUCACAAAGGCGGGAUGGGAAGGGAAGGGUGCAAGGGGAGGAGGAAGCCAUUUGCAAGAGAGAGGCGAAGCAGCAGCAACAGCAGCCUCCACCGCUGAUGCCGUUUGCAAACUGGACUCCCUCUACUUCCUUUUUCCAGUUCCAGCGCCAUUUGAACUCCCCACCCCUUCUUGGCUAUUAUUGAAUCUUAGAGUUGGAAGAGACUCUCAAGGAAUCCAGUUUUGAAGGAUUUUAUCUCUUGUGUUUUAGCUUUGUUGCUGAUUGAGCUAAGGUUUUUGUACUUUUUAAGUUAUUGUUGAUACCAUAUUGUUUUUGUUGACUCUCUUUUCCACUUACAGAGCUAGUUUACUGUUUUUCUUUGAAAUAAAUAUUCAAAAACAUUUAACCGACUGAUGGUAUCUAUUUUUAUUUUGAAAUUUGCCAGUAGCUGCUGCAUUUCCCACCCUAGGCUUAUACCCGGGUCAAUAAGUUUUCCCAGUUUUUUGUGGUAAGCAUAGGUGCCUCGGUUUAUAUUUGGGUUGUCUUAUACUUAAGUAUAUACGGUCAUCUGGAUAAUCUGGUGUUCUAUAAAGAGGACAACCAAUUGCUUCUAAACAAAUUGUGUCCAGACAACUGGCAACUUUCCAUCAUUCCCAGCUAUUAGAAAGCAUCUUCAUUUCUCAGAGAAAGUACGCCAGGGAACAUAUGUAGCCUUUCAGAGUUUGUAAUAAAACUCCCUUUUUAUCAGGGGUUAUACUGGGAAUGUUUGGUUGGAGUUGGUAUCCAACAGCAUGUCCCCAACUCCUGUUCAAGGUAGUCUUACCACCUAACAUACCACUUUACUCCCCUUCCUGGGCAUGCCAUGUCCACUAUCCAACAACAUGUCCCCAAUUCCUGUUCAAAGUAGCCUUAACACCUAACAUACCACUUCCCUUCCUGGGCAUGCCAUGUCCACUUCCUUGUUCUCCUUAGGGUUGCUUGCAACUCCAUAAUAUUAUUCUAUUCUGGGAUGUUUCAUAUAUUUGUAUGCUGCCUUUUACUGAUUCCUCAAGAACCUGACAGAAUGGAAGGAACAUGCUAGUAUGUCCGCAGGUGAAUGUGUGACUGCCUCCCAUCCUUAUCAAUUGAAAGUGACUCUAGCUUUUAUAAAACAAAUGAUUUCAAAUUCAAAUUUGAAUCAUGGUGUUUGUGAUGAUGAUAUAUUCAUUUAUAUACUGCCUUUUCUUCAAUAUGGGAAACUGCUAUUUCCUUAGAUCAACUGACAGUCUUCGUCAGUACAAGGAAACAAGUGGAUCUUUGUCAAGCAAUCGCAGGACAGAAUCUAAUAAACCUCUGCAGUAAUAUGUGCAAAUGUUAAACAUCCACACAGGAUUAUCAAUCAAUUUGUAAAAGAUAUCAUUGUUUAUAUGGAAGUGGAUUUUAAAGCUUUUGUAAUUAGUAUAAAAUCUUUCUCCUUUCUUCACUUUGUUAUUUAUGUAAGACUGGUGCUUGUUUCUCUGCCUUUAUCUUUCUCUGUAUGCACUCCCUGUUGUGUAUGCUUUCUGUUAGCUAAACUGCCUUUAUCACCAUAAUUUUAAAUUAAGUUCUUCAAAAGCUGUUGCUGUGGUACAUUUUGGCAUCUAAGAUUAGGUCAGUGGCUCUAAAUCUCAUUUAUGUACUUAAUGCAAGGAAAGAAUUGCUGCCUUGGGAAUUGCAGUCGCUGGAUUUCUCACUAUCAAACCCUUACAAGAUAUUGACAUAUAAAACAAAAUGCUUCCAUUUUGUUCUGCAUCUUUCCUCAUUUUUACACUUUUAAAUAAAGAAAUGUUUAUGCAGGCAUCUUUUUCAUUCAUAAAAAUGGAAAUUGCUCUCUGAGGUUGCAAUGGGAAAGCUUGUAUUCUUGUUCACGAAUACUUUUGAUGUAUUGGCUCAUAAAAUUGUAACAUUUGGCUGGUGCAGCUGAGUUCAUGACUGAAUAUAGAAUGAUAAGGAAGCACAAGCAAUUUUGCAAAGCAAAAAGCGGCAUGCUUUCUAAAGGGCCCUUAAGGUAGUUCUUAACAUCCUGGAAAUCAGCAAGGAGGAUGUAAUCAGGCUUGUAGGUAAAGGCAGCAAUGUUCUGUAUAAAUCUUUUGGGGAUAAUAUGUAAAUUGAAGCAGUGGGGCUCUAUAACAUUUACUUGGUUCUUGUUAUAUUUCCGCAGACCUUGGCCAAUCCAAAUACUAUACAUCUUUGCCAUGCUUUCCAUUACAAUUAAAUGAAAAAUAGUGGUUGUUUCUUUGGCCAGAGGCUAGGAAGCCUGCUGUUUUUGGCAGAUUACUUACAUUUAAAGUAUUGUUUUCCAUUUCUGGCAAACUAGAAACACUUUGGUCCCAGGUAGUACUUGUACUUCCUAUGGAUAUUUAUUUUUGGCUUCUGAGCAGGGGGUGGGGGCCGAGACACUGAAUGAGUUAUGGUUCUGUCAUCUAAAGAAACCACCUUGAGUUUCUUUGCCAAAACAUUACUAAGACUCUUCAUGUAUGUGUUAUAACCUUUUCCUAGAAAAUCCAUACCUGCUGUCUGCUCACUCGUCCAUUCUCUUCUUUUUCCUGGUGUGACAAAGGGGGAAACAAAAGCCUCCUUGCAAGGCUAAUUGUUUUAAUGCCCUUUGAAAAAGUGUGUCCUUUGCCAAAUGGAAAUCUGCUAAUGGACUGUGAAACACACAAAGUAGUCCUAAAUCUCAGUAUUGAGCUUGUUAGCCUGCUAGUUUAGAGAAGGUUCAGAAGAGAAGGUUCAAUGCUUGUUUGCUUUUUAAUUUUUUUAUCUCCUUCAUUCAUAUAUGUAUUCUGUAAUUCAAAUACUAAAUAUGUCUGUUAGACAAAAGCAAGAAGCUUACAGCAAAGGUUGUUAAAAUUGUUUCAAGUGCCAUAAUUAUAUUGUAUAUUUUAUUUCCACGAUGGACAUUAUAUUUGUUAAUGGUUGGUAGAACCAGAUCUUCAGUUUAGUCAUAUUGGAGUUAAUGCAAAAGCUCCAAUUCGUGAUUUAGGGUCCUUCCACACUGCCCCUAUAUCUCAGGAUCUGAUCCCAGAUUUAAACUGGAUUAUAUGAGUAUCCACUGCCAGAAAACCUGGGAUAAGCAGAUAAUCUGGGAUCAGAUCCUGGAAAAUAGGGGCAGUGUGUAAGGGGCCUCACAACAACAAAAUCCAUUUUUGCUGAUUUCCCCUUAACUGAAGCCUUCAGUAUACCUCUUCUCCUGCCUGCUAGGUUAAACAAAUCUUACAGGGUUUAUCAAAAGGAGAUUAUGAAAAGGAAUCUUGUAGUACCUUUCAAACUGGGAGAAAGAGGUUGCUAGCAUAAACUUUCAUAGAUUUACUCUAUAUACUCAUGUAUGAGUCUAGAAAUUUUAGUCAAAAACCAACAUCAAAACCCUCAGUUGACUUAUCCAUGGGUCAAUGUAAAUACUGCACCUUAAUUCUUAUAUAAAAAGGAACCAUCUGUUUCUCUGGGAAGUAUGGCAAAAGGAAAGAACUUAGUCCAUCCCCAGAGAACUUAAAAGAAACACUGAAAUACUAUCUCCACCAUGAUGUCGCUACUAGCCUUUUUGAACACUGGAAUGAGAAAAUGUUGGUAGCCAGGGUGGCUUCCCUCCUGAGGCAAUGCUGGUACUUUCCUUCCUCCACUGAAUGACCUUGGAAUUAUCCAUGGGUCAUAUCAAAAUCCAUAAUUUUAAUCCCAAUCUGCCCUCAAUUUAUACAUGAGGUUGACCUAUACAGAUGUAUAUACCGUAAGUAUACUUCAUAAGAUGCAUUAAUUCAUGUGUCGAGUAAGAGAUCUUGAUAGUACCAGUAAGCAGGGAUGUAUUACAAUUCAACUUAACACAUGAGAGAUAUUAUUUUCAACAUGUCUUUGAAUAAAUGUGAUUAAGAUUCUGGAAAUAUGUGUAUUCUCCUCUCCUUGAAAUACUGUAGCUUUUCAAUGGAUAAUAUGUAAUACAUUGUUCCAGAUACUCCUUUGAAGAAAGUGCUUUAGUUGCCUUUGAAACAGAACCUCUUGGCAUGAAAACUCUUUCAUAUUGGGCCCUGACAAAUGGAAUGAUUCGUAUGUGUCUGAGAAUAGAGUGUUAACCAUGGUUUCUAGCUAAAGCAGUAUUUUUAACUCAAAUCUGAAAUAAUUUGAAACUAUUUGUUAAGCAGUUGGUCUGGAUAUUGCUCUAUAUAAUAAUAUUUGUUGUGGACAAGGACAGUUCACAUGGGAGAACGCUGGCCUAUGCCCUUCUCCCAGUUGGUUAACUUGGUGACCCAGUCUCUUUUAAUCUUCGUGAAAUCACACCGACAUUGUCUUACCAUGUUGGAGCUUGGAAUGAAUGUUACCAUCAUGGGUGUUCAUGGCAUACAUUAUAUGUCCAAAAUUAUUGAUCUCAAAGGCAAGCCUAUUAAAACACUUGGCCCCAGAGCACCCUUUAUUUUGAUUCCUACCCUCCUUACAUCUUUAUGUGAGGGUGUGUAUAUCGCUUGUUGAAUUGCUGGUGAAUUUAGAAAUGCUGAUUAAAGUGUGACUAGAUUUAAAAGUAUUGUUCCACAAUCUGUAAAACAAGUGGCGCUAACCCAAAGAGAUUAUACUGCCUAUGUAACCUUUUGCCCCAAGCAAAAAUAAGUGAAUUUCUAUAGAACUAUAUGAAUUUCUAAGCAUUGUACACUGGUUUUUGCAAUUUUCCUUCCAUUGAAAGACCUUCUAAUUUCAACCCUCG
Anolis carolinensis (green anole) is the source of this 5937-nucleotide messenger RNA. RefSeq names its product diphthamine biosynthesis 6 (gene dph6). Bases 161 to 1354 code for a protein of 397 amino acids. The transcript is spliced from 11 exons. Lineage: Eukaryota; Metazoa; Chordata; Lepidosauria; Squamata; Anolidae. The record is from RefSeq and is a predicted model, not a curated record. Gene Ontology annotation, biological process: protein histidyl modification to diphthamide. Gene Ontology annotation, molecular function: diphthine-ammonia ligase activity.